AUGUUGUUGUUGGUGGCGGCGGCGAGCGGAGCCGGAGGAGCCGCCGCAAAGAUGGAGGAGCCGUCGAGGAGGUGCUGCUGUUGCUGCCGCCGCCGCUGCUGCCGCCGCCGCCCGCGAAGCCGGUGCUCGAGCCGCAGAGGGGAUGCCGUUCUGAGUGCCUGACUGUCUCGCCCCGAAGGAUGGCCUUGGAUGGGCAUUAGAGGCACGGCGGCCCCGGGCUCCCAUCCCGUCCGUCUGUCUGUUAUCAUCGUCUGUCUCUCUUGACAUCACUGCAGCUCCACCCCCUCCUGUCCCAGCCCCCAGCGACAGCUUCCUGUGGGCCCAGAGCCGGCAUGAACUCUCCCAACGAGUCGGAUGGCAUGUUAGGCCGGGAGCCAUCCUUGGAAAUCCUGCCGCGGACUCCUCUGCACAGCAUCCCUGUGGCAGUGGAGGUGAAACCAGUGCUGCCAGGAGCCAUGCCCAGCCCCAUUGGGGGAGGGGGUGGAGGCAGCCCCAGCCCUGUGGAGCUGCGGGGGGCUCUGGCCGGCCCUGUGGAUCCUGCACUGCGGGAGCAGCAACUGCAGCAGGAGCUCCUGGUGCUCAAGCAGCAGCAGCAGCUGCAGAAGCAGCUCCUGUUUGCUGAGUUCCAGAAGCAGCACGACCACCUGACACGGCAGCAUGAAGUUCAGCUGCAGAAGCACCUCAAGCAGCAGCAGGAGAUGCUGGCAGCCAAGAGGCAACAAGAGCUGGAACAGCAGCGGCAGCGGGAGCAGCAGCGGCAGGAGGAGCUGGAGAAGCAGCGGCUGGAACAGCAGCUGCUCAUCCUGCGCAACAAGGAGAAAAGCAAAGAGAGUGCCAUCGCCAGCACAGAGGUGAAACUGAGGCUCCAGGAAUUCCUGUUGUCGAAGUCAAAGGCCUCAACCAUUCCCUCCCUCAGCACCCCAAAUGCUG
Messenger RNA from Castor canadensis (American beaver), 930 nucleotides. The record is from RefSeq and is a predicted model, not a curated record. NCBI's taxonomy places the organism in Eukaryota, Metazoa, Chordata, Mammalia, Rodentia, Castoridae.